Candidula unifasciata is the source of this 1029-nucleotide messenger RNA. NCBI's taxonomy places the organism in Eukaryota, Metazoa, Mollusca, Gastropoda, Stylommatophora, Geomitridae. The record is from the annotation of a GenBank genome assembly.
AUGACAUCUGAACGGACUCCAGGCCUGGACAGAUUUGGCCAUGGGAAAGUGGACCCUUAUGGCUUCCUGCGGUCCGAAGAGUUUGAUUUCGACUCGUACGAGGAGUUUAUGUCUUCUUACCUGUCCACACUGGCAAGACGGGCAUCACGAUGGAAGAGUAACUACAACAACACCAGGAAACUAAGCACUUCGAGAAAAUUAAAACGGUUUUGUAGAAAGGGAAUUCCUGGAGACUUGAGACCUGAUGUAUGGAUGCAAAUCAGCAAGGCCUCCAAGAGGAUGGCGGCCGAGCCCAGCAAGUACAGGACACUUCAAGGUCAGCGCACUGACCCUGCCGUAGCAGAAGCUAUCUCUCUGGACAUACAUAGAACCUUCCCUGAGAAUGUCUACUUCAGUCAGCUGUCUGACCCCAACUCACUGCAGAGACCCCUACAGAAUAUUCUAGAAGCCAUCUCUCUCAGCAACCCCCACAUAGGCUACUGCCAGGGCAUGAAUUUUGUGGCCGGCUUGUUGCUGUUGAUUGUCAAAAGUGAGGAGAAAGCUUUUUGGCUCAUGGACACUUUGAUACAGAAAAUUUUACCAGAUUUCUAUGCCCCAGACAUGGUAGCUAUUCGAGCUGAACAAGAUCUGCUGGGUGAGAUUGUCAGGUGGAAACUGCCCCAAGUCCACGCUCACCUGGAGGCUCUGGGUGUCCAGUGGUGCCUGGUGGGCAUGAAGUGGUUCAUCUGUCUCUUUGCUGAUGUCAUGCCCGUGGAGACAGUGUUACGGAUAUGGGACUGUUUGUUCCUGGAGGGUUCAAAGAUUCUGCUGCGUGUGGCCUUGACACUGAUCACCUUGAACAAGGACAGUUUGCUCAAGUGCACCAACUUCCCUCAAGCAGUUGAUGUCUUCAAAGACAUCGUCAAUGACCCAGUAACCCUGGACUGCCACAGUUUUCUGCAGAGUAUAUUUUCAGUGACCGGUUCCAUGCCACGGGCUAAAAUAGCAUCCUUGCGAGAGCAGUGUGUGAGACGGAUACUGAAGUCAUAA